This is a messenger RNA of Lytechinus pictus (painted urchin), 5387 nucleotides long. Its product is annotated as UDP-GalNAc:beta-1,3-N-acetylgalactosaminyltransferase 2-like. Gene Ontology annotation, cellular component: Golgi membrane. The transcript has 12 exons. The record is from RefSeq and is a predicted model, not a curated record. The coding region runs from base 201 to 1706 and encodes 501 amino acids. Lineage: Eukaryota; Metazoa; Echinodermata; Echinoidea; Temnopleuroida; Toxopneustidae. Gene Ontology annotation, molecular function: UDP-glycosyltransferase activity; hexosyltransferase activity.
GUGUCGAUCGAGGGAUUGUUAAUUUUGAGUGUUGCGCAACAGCGCAACAUGCAGCUUGUCAAAUGUCAGGUGACCUCAGCGAGCGCGCCCCUCGAAAUUAUGCCUUGUCAGCUAGCUAUGAAGCUCCGGGAAAAUGUCUGCGCCCAUCCCACUCCAUGUCAGAUUUAUUUAUCGCGACUACCAGAUGAAAAACAUUUAAAAUGGCGGGUUGGCCAUCUGUUCUCGUAGCAAUCGGCGUUGCUUUGGCAGUUAUAGUUGUUAACGAAGAGAGCAUGUACAACCGACGUAGAAAUCGCAGUGGAAAUUCAGGAAAACACAAUCAUCAGACAAAGUGUGAUAUAUUCAUUGGAAUCUUAUCUGCAAGGGAUCAUUUUGAGCACAGAAAGGCCAUACGUGAGACAUGGCUUGGUUAUAUACACACUCACCCUAGGUGGAAGAGAAGGAUUUGCAGCAAAUUUGUUGUUGGUAACCACUCCUGCCACUUACCUCCUGAAUACAGAAGAGAUCCAUAUUCAUGUACACCACUCAACAUUUCAAAAACAGGGAAGCCCAAGGACAUUGUAGCAAUGACAGUCAUCAAUGAUACAGGGAUAUACAGACUGACUUCAGGUCCAAUAGGAUUUGAUUUCAAGGUUCAUUAUCCUAUCAUCCUUCACAAGCUUGGUGUCUUUGAUUCUUCUGCUGAUGGCAUCAAACAUCCUCUCACAGUUUCUCUCUUUGAUACUUGGAGGCAGGAAAAAGUAGUUAGUGCUCGUUUUAGCCCAGAACAGCCCGGUGUGUUUAUUGAAGGUUAUAGAUUCAGAGCAGUGGAGCCAUAUCUUCUUCCAAAGGGCUUUGAAGGAACGAUAGUUGUGAACAGUUUCAAUAAAGAUGAUCCUUCCACUACACUCUACCUCAGCAAAGAUGCUACUAAUAAUGGAGGGGGUGUUAUAGAACUACAACAGUAUAGCAGAUAUAGCGAGGACAAUUCAGAAUUUCCUGAGAAAGUUGAAAAACUUGAUAGAGGCACAGAAGCUUUGGUUUCAGGCAACUUUAUUUACAAUAUUCAUGAACCUGAUAAACUCUCUGUUUGGAUGAAUGUAAGCGAAGAACAAUCUUCAAAAUGGCAUUCAAAGAUUGUCAAUGAGACAAAAGCUCUCCAAGCCGAGGCUGAGGAUCAGAAUGAUAUACUCCUUCUGGAUGUUGUAGAUACUUACAGAAAUAUUCCUGCAAAAAUGCUGCAAUUCUAUGAAUGGGUGGUGCAAUCAAGCAAUAUCCAAUAUGUAAUCAAAACUGAUGAUGAUGUUUACAUGAAUCUGGAUAAUAUUAUGCAGAGCUUUGGAAAUGAGGAGUAUCCAGCAUCUAAACUUUGGUGGGGUCAGUUCAGAUUUGGCUGGUCAGUGGAACAUCAUGGGAAGUGGGCGGAGCAUGACUACCAAUCACCUGUUUACCCAUCGUUUGCCUGUGGAUCAGGCAGUCUAAUGACAAGGGAUCUAUUUCAGUGGAUAGCUACUAAUUCAAGAAAUCUUUUCAAGUUUCAAGGAGAAGAUGUAUCCUUGGGUAUAUGGUUAGCUGCUCUUCAACCAAAUUACCAUGACGACCUGAGGUGGCACUGUGACAAUGUAUGUUCAUCUUCAAUGUAUGUAUCUGCAGAAUUAACUCCAGAUGAAAUCCGAAGUAGAUGGCAUCAUAGAAAACAAUGUGGAGACCCAUGUGGCUGUGGAUGACGUUAGUUUACAUUAUUUUUUUUUGUAGAAAAUAUAGUUUAUAUAAUUCUCCUGCUUCUUUUUCUUUUUGAGAAAGGGACAGAGAGAGAGAUAGAGAGACAGAAUGGGGGGAUGAAAGAGAGACAAAAAGCAGAAGGGGGUCACAGUUAUUUUGAAAUUUGGUAAUAUAAAUUAUGAAUCUUUAUAUCUAAGUUGUACAUCUUCUUUUGGAAUUACCAAUCUGUGCAAUGUGUGCCUAUUGAUCCCUACUUCAAACCAUGAUUGAUUGAAUCUUGUAGUUAGUACAUUUUUUUAUCGAUAACUUUGGAAUGUAAUAAUUACAAUCAUUCAUUUCUUUUAUUAUGCCUGUCACGUAACAUUUAGCAUAUCUAUGUACUUCUCAAUAAAAAAGAAAGAGAAGCUGGAGAAUUCAUUGUUGUCCACAAGUUGGAAUCGUUACCUCUUUCUCUUUUUGUGAAGUGAUUGUGACUGUGUAAUUUAUUCUUGUGAUGUUUAGUUACCAUUAAUAAAUGUUAAAACUUGCCUUACUAUUUGUGGUAAAAUUGAAGAGUCUAAAGAAAUUAUAUACUAUACAAAUGAUGCAUGCACAAGAGUUCAUUAUGCGAUCUAUCCUCACUCUAGUUGAGGUUCUGUUCAAUCUAUUGCAAGAAGCCAUUAGGCUGAGUACAAUGGGGUGAACACAGUCUCAUUGAGAGUGGAUAGGUUGCAUAAUGGAUGAAUGAAGACAUUCAUCAUUUGGUUUAUACAAUAACUCUUGUAGAUUGUGUUAUUUGACAAAAUAAAAGAAAAAAAAUAACAAAAGCAGAUGGAAUUAAAAUGUAUUUGCCUUUGUCCGAAAAUUCAUUUUCUCUGAAAACACGAGAACUUUCCCCAUGUAUGAAAGCAGUUAAGGACGUUCCACAGUUAAAAUGAAGUCCAUGUCAUUUUCACCAAAUUUUGCAGAGUUACUUUGGUAUCUAUGCAUUAUAAAAAUGCUAAAAAUAAUAUAGGUUCAUGUGCUUAUUUUUUUUUUUACGGGACUUCAAAGUCGCCGUAUUUGAAUGAUAUAAAAUGUUGCGCAAUCAUGAGAAUUAUGCCUUUCUUAGACCUCACGAAUUCACCAAAUGAGUUUGAAUUAUCUUUACUCUUUCGAUAUUGCAUCAAACUCAUCAAACUUUCAGAAUGUGUAACUAAGUAGAUACCAAAGUAGUAGAAAGUCUUUUAAUUGGUAAAACUAUAUCUAUUUGGAGUCAGCAGUGCCCCCAUUUGGCAAGAAUGGUGCAAAAACUCGGAAAAAACAAAUCUUCAAAGACGUGAAUCUACUAAAAAAAAAAAAUAAUAAUAAUUUAAGCUGCACUUUAUUCAAAAUCCAUGUCAUUUUCAUCAAAUUCAGCUAAAUUGUAGAGAAAUGUGUAUGGAAGAUGUAGGGAAGUUAAAAAUAUAGGGUCCAUGUGCUCGUGUUUUAACUAUAAGUGUCCAAAGUGUUGCGAGUUGGCUUGAAAAUCGCCUAAAAUGUGCCAAAAACGUGCAAAUGUCUAAUAACACCGUCUAAAAUGGGAAUGGUUCCGUAGUUUUGCUCCCAAACAUUCAAAAUCGAUGUCAUUUUCAUCAUACUCUCUAGAUUUGUAGAGGAAUAUAUUCUAAAGCCGUUAAAAUAAUAAAAAUAUAGGGUCCAUAUGCUCGUUUUUAAACUAUCAGGGUCCAAAGUGUUGCGAGACGGCUUGAAAAUAUUGAAAUCCUCCUAAAGUGCGCUGAAAACGUGCAAAAGUCUAAUAAUACCGUCUAAAAUGCGAAUGGUUCCCGUAUUUCGCUCCCAAACAUUCAAAAUCCAUGUCAUUUUCAUCAUUCUCUCUAGAGUUGUAGAGGAAUAUAUUCUGAAGCCGUUAAAAUAUUAAAAAUAUAGGGUCUAUGUGCCCGUUAUUUAGUUAUCAGUGUCGAAAUUGUUGCGAGUUGGCUUGAAAAUCGCCUAAAUGCGCCGAAAACAUGCAAAAAGUCUAGUAAUACCGUCUGAAAUGCGAAUGGUUCCCGUAUUUCGCUCCCAAACAUUCAAAAUCCAUGUCAUUUUCAUCAUUCUCUCUAGAGUUGUAGAGGAAUAUAUUCUGAAGCCGUUAAAAUAUUAAAAAUAUGGGGUCUAUGUGCUCGUUUUUUAGUUAUCAGUGUCCAAAUUGUUGCGAGUUGGCUUGAAAAUCGCCUAAAUGCGCCGAAAACAUGCAAAAAGUCUAAUAAUACCGUCUAAAAUGCGAAUGGUUCCCGUAUUUCGCUCCCAAACAUUCAAAAUCCAUGUCAUUUUCAUCAUUCUCUCUAGAGUUGUAGAGGAAUAUAUUCUGAAGCCGUUAAAAUAUUAAAAAUAUGGGGUCUAUGUGCUCGUUUUUUAGUUAUCAGUGUCCAAAUUGUUGCGAGUUGGCUUGAAAAUCGCCUAAAUGCGCCGAAAACAUGCAAAAAGUCUAAUAAUACCGUCUAAAAUGCGAAUGGUUCCCGUAUUUCGCUCCCAAACAUUCAAAAUCCAUGUCAUUUUCAUCAUACUCUCUAGAUUUGUAGAGGAAUAUAUUCUGAAGAACUUAGGACAUUUAAACUAUGGACCCCAUGGUUCAUGUGCUCGUUUUCAAAUGAUCCGUGUCCAAGGUGUUGUAAGUUGGCUUGAAACAGCCCAAAAUGCGCCGAAAACAAGCAAAAGUCUGUUAAUACCAUGUAAAAUGCGAAUGGUUCCGUGGUCUUGUUCCCAAACAUUGAAAAUCCAUGUCAUUUUCAUCAUACUUUGCACAUAGACACUUUAGCACCUGAAUAUUCCAAAUAUGCACAAAUUAACAUCUAUAGGUCCAUAUGCUUGGUUUUUUUCUAUAGAGCUUUAAAGUUAACCCAAAUAGAUGUUCUUAAGAAUUGCGCAUUCAAAAGAAUUUGGCAUUUUUAGACCACACGAGAUCACAACAAUGAGUUUAAAGCUAUAUUACUCAGUCAAAAUCCAUGAAAACUUUAUCAAAUUUUGCAAUAUGAUUAAUAAUUGUAUCCUUAAAAUGGAUAAUCUAUGCUUUCAAUUGCUUGCUCAUUUAAGUCUAACAGCACUCUCAGUUCUUAGAAAUUGCGGGAAAGAUAACAAAUACUCAACCUCAAAAUUUUCGAAUUUCAAUAACAAACUUGAAAAGUAAAAGCAAUGCUCCACUUUAUUAAAAACCCAUGUCAUUUUCACCAAACUUUGCAAAGUUGUAGAGGAAGGUAUACAUAAGAGGUGUAAACAUUAACAAAUAUGGGUUCAUGUGCUUUUUUUUUUAACUAUCAGCACUCUUAUUAGAGCAAAUGUGCUUCUUAAAACACCCAUCAAAAGCUUUGUAUCUGUGAGGAAAAAUUCCGAACCACUCUACCAUUUAUUUUAUUCAAACUCAGGGUCAUAUUCAUCAUACUUUGCAGCACUACAGAGAAAAGUAUUUUGAAAUUGUAGAGGAAUAAAAAGAAUGGUCCAUGGAAUAAUUCCAGUUUCUUAGCUUCAUAAACACAUCGGAUCUGCAGUUAGUGCAGAUUCAUCCAUUGUGACGUCAGCGCGCGGAGGGUAAAAUAUGCAGAUCAUGAUGCGCACAAACAUAACUGUGGAACGUCCUUAAAGCAGUUAAUUGUUUUCGCCCUUUGAUUUAUGAAUAUGAGUGUGCACAGGCACAGUCAGCCUUGUUACUUUGAUCCACGCAAACACACAUACAAAAUGCUCAACUUUGC